Molecule: messenger RNA, 4978 nt
Organism: Zootoca vivipara (common lizard)
Lineage: Eukaryota; Metazoa; Chordata; Lepidosauria; Squamata; Lacertidae
Gene: RNF8
Product: ring finger protein 8
Biological process (GO): protein K48-linked ubiquitination; ubiquitin-dependent protein catabolic process; double-strand break repair
Cellular component (GO): ubiquitin ligase complex; nucleus; cytosol
Molecular function (GO): histone binding; ubiquitin protein ligase activity
Source: RefSeq, a predicted model, not a curated record
CGCGGGCCGCGGAAGAUGGCGGAGUGUGUUGGCGGGGAUAGCAGGGUUUCUCACCCCUCAGCGGGGCCGGGUAAAACUUGGUGCCUCAAGCGAGUGGGGAUGAGCGAAGAGUGGCUGCUGCUGGAGGACGGCAGCGAGGUAAGUAUAGGUCGAGGAACUGGUGCUACUUACCAACUGAUGUCAAAAUCCUGUCCUUUGAUGAUCUCCCGGAACCACUGUGUUUUCCAGCAAAAUACUGAUGGGCAGUGGACAGUGAUUGAUAACAAGAGUCUAAAUGGUGUCUGGCUGAAUUGUGAACGCAUUGAUCCAUCACGGCCCUAUCUCUUACACGAAGGCGACUAUAUCCAAUUAGGAGUUCCUUUUAAAAACAGAGAAACAGCUGAGUAUGAAUAUACACUAAUAAGGGAAGAAUGGAAGAAAGUCAGUCCAUUUCUGGCGCUGAAAAAUGACCAGCUGACAGAGAAGAUGAAAGACAUGAGGGCUAAGCGUAAAAUUUGCUUGGAGGAAUCUGAGGCAUCUGGAGCGGAAGGGCCUUCCAAUUCCAGAACCAAAAGAGACAGGGUGUCUUCAGAAAAUGACUCUUUGGGGAAAUGUGAGGGAGGCAGGACAGAACUGUCCAGACAAACAACAGAAAACAUUGAAACAGUGUUGGUUUCUCCAAGGCCCAGUAAAAAGGCGAAGAAGAAAAAUCACUGUAGCACCAUUCCGCCUGAGCAUGGUUUAGCUCUUCUUUCUAAUGACCAUAAAGCCCCAAAUUUGGCACAGUCUUGGAAUGGUUUGGAACAAAUAAUAAAAACUCUAGCAGAUAUGACAAAGCUAAAAGCCAUGAUGCAGGAGAAGCAGACAGCUGUCCUGAAUGUGAGGCAAAUGAACAAGAACUGUGCUCCUGUAGAGAUCCAGGUUUUGGAGCAGGAAUUGCAGGAACUGAGGGAGCAGUUAUGCACUGAGCAGGAGCAGCAACAGCAGCAAGUGGAGCAGUUGCAGAAGACCGUCUGUGAAGAAUUGGAGGGAGCAAAGGAAGAAGAAGGAGAAGGGAGACUGAAGGAACAACUGACCCAGGUUCUAGUGCAGCAUCGUGCUUUGAUGGAAGAACUGAGCCGUAGCAAGAAGGAUUUUGAAGAGAUCAUUAAAGCCAAGGACAGGGAAUUGAAAGAGACUAAGGAAGAGAAGGAGAAGGCACGAGCACAAAAGGAAGAGGCCUUGAGCCACAUGAAUGAUGUACUGGAGAAUGAGCUGCAGUGUACUAUUUGCUCUGAACACUUCAUUGAGGCUGUCACUCUCAACUGUGCACACAGCUUCUGCUCCUACUGCAUCAAUGAAUGGAUGAAGCAUAAGCUGGAGUGUCCAAUAUGUAGAGGGACGAUAUUAUCCAAGACACGAUCGCUAGUUCUGGACAAUUGUAUUGAUAGGAUGGUGGAAAACCUGGAUGAUGAGACGAAGCAUCGCCACCUUUCCCUCAUCCAAGAGCGAAAAGGGAAGCAGGUUGUUGCGGAGAACCCAGCGUCAGAAAGUGAGAGCAGCACUCUCAGCACGUCUUCAGACAGUGAGAGCAGUAGCAUUACCUCAACAUUAGACAGCGAGAGCAGUAGCCUUACAUCUGUGCAGUCCAUCAUGUCAUUAAGCAGCUUUGAAAGUGAUGACUAUGAGGGAGACUCCGACAGCCACCACAUUAUCUAAAGUGUCUGCACCCGUACCCUUGCAGCUGUUUGGAGUCUGCUCUGGAUGCUUUCUGGGAGAAAGGAUUGGACACUUAGAACAAUGAAGGGACUGGAAUUUGAAUUGUGGAUUAAAAGGGCUUGGCAGGGUCCUGUUCUUUUCUUAAGUGAAUGUGCAAUGUCCUCAUCUCUGAAGAGUACGAUCGAAAACUGCUAGGCUCAAACCCAUUUUUCAUACUAGGUGACUAAACCUGUGUUUCUGUUCUUGCUAUGAGUUGACAAUGCACCACCAAACUUAAAUAACUGCUUCCCUCCUAAUAGGUUGGAGAGUGCCAGCUCUUCAGCUAAAUAACUGCUUAAAUGUAACCUGAUGUAGCACAUACUCUCUUUUGUGUCAGAAAGCCGUUUGCACAUGACUCAUGGGUUCAUAAAGAGAAUAAGGAUAUUUACAGCUGCAUAAGUCUGGAGAAAUUGUCAAGGUUAAAUUUACCCUGCCCUAAGCCCCAAAGACUUCGAUACCUAGCUUCCCAGAAAAGCAUCUUAAUCACUUUCUCUCAAGCUCUGUUGCCAAAAUUGAGCAGACAUUGUCAAAACUGUAGCAGUGCUUUUGCAUUUCUCUGUGUGUGGUGGUGGGGGGAGUGUGGCAGGAGGGCUUUGGCUGAGUGAAGAAGCUGCAUUUCUGAAUGAGCAGAAGGCGGCACUACAUAUUUAUCAGUAUUCACUGAAUGUUGCUAUAAGUUUGCAGCAACUCAGGUUCCAUUUCAGGGACUUUGGCUUCAGAUGAGCAGGCAAAUUGGAUUGGCAGCUCUUUCUGUUUCCUUGAUAUGUCUUGAGGUGGUCAUUUAUUUAUUUGUUUGUUUAAAAGUUACCAUUUAUAUAAAAGAACAAAAAACCUGUCAUUUCUGUUUAAGUUGCUUUCAUAAGCCAAUAUCCUUUUCUUCAUGUUUCUGAAUGUGUGGUACUCCCCAGCUCUGUGUGUCUAUCCAGUUGAGUCUGGCUACCUUAUUUUUAUUGAUUCUAGCUUUAAUGCUAAUGAAGAAUUUCACACUUUUAUAACUGGAUAAAGGCACUUAACAUUCCCUGUUGCAAGUAGUUCUGAGCCACCACAAGUUUACUAUUUUUGCAAGUUCAUAAAUUCCUUUUUGUGUGUGUGUUAAGGCUACUCAGCCCUGAAGCUGUUGGUAGUGUAGUUUCAAACAGAUGAAAAUAAGAUGCAGGGGCACAUAGGCCAUAAAGCUAUGUUAACUUUUGUUAUAAAUUAUAUAAUAAGAUUGUGUGGUUUUCCCCCUAUUCUAAUAAAGUGGCAGUGUUUUCUUACCAAGAAAUGCAUGAUCUGAAAGGGUGGGUUCUCAGAACAGCCAGCACUCCCUCCCUCAAAACCACCCUGGCGCAUGAGCACCAAUUUGGGAAUCAGCUGGAACAAGGUUAUUGGAAUGGGUUAAAUGAGGCAAACUGCAUUGCUAUAUCAACCUUGUUACACAUGAUGGUGCACCUAGUUCUCAUUGAUUUCUGUUACUUGGCAAUUUUGGAAACACACUCGUUUCAGAAGAGGGAGGCUACCUUUCUGGAUGUUCUGCUGCCGUCCCCUGCCAUGACAUUGUAUCUGCAUAGUCAUGUGCCAACUUUAAGUGUCUGUUUCACAGGGUGUUCACUGUGUACUAGAGACAUGCAGCUAUGUACUGUAUAUAGAACUGAUAUUUUUGAGGGAAACUGUAGUGGGUGAAGCAACUCUUAAGAGAGACCAUGCAUCCGAUCAAUUACAGGUAUCUCCCAAUUGACAGGGGGCUUGUGCGUUUAAGUGAAACACCUUUGGAAAAUGUCUGCAAACACUCCAUUCUGCCCCUGCCCCGUCCUCCCCUUUCUUUGGUGAUGUUUUCAGGUCACUUCCGGGUUGGGCACGAUGUGCACGUGCACAGUUGUGCACAUAUUGGGCACGCCUAAAAUGGUUGCUGCCUGUAGCAAUUUGUUGGUAGAAAAAGCUCCUGGUCAUAUUUUUUUAAAUGCCACUCUCCUUAUCAAUUGUCUCUUGCUGUGGACAAGCCUAUUCUUAAAUGCUUUCCUGGUGCAUCAAGUAUAUUUGCUGUGGCCCUCCCAUCAUCCUCAGCCAUCAUGGCCAUGGGCAAGGUAUAGUGGGUGUUGCUGGACUACACAGGCUAGCUAUCUCUGGUUUGCACUGAUAUGCCCAGGUGAAACUUGCGUGUAGUGUAUGGUAUUUGUUUUGGACUGUUUGAAGGUGUUAACCAUUCUGUCACCUACCUGGACUUUUCAGGGGGAAAUAUGUGGUCGCCUCCAUGGACCACAGAAAUUGGAAAGACUUCAUCUGUUACAUAUUUAUGCAUUCUGCACAUCUCUUUUUUUGGUUUAGGGGCAUUCCAUGUCAUGUGAUCCAGUGACAUUUACCGUACCAUUUUAUAUUGCUUUCAUUUUUCUGUUUCCUAAAAGUACCGGUAGUAUAAGAAAAGAUCCCAGAUCUGUUUUACAUUUUUUUUUAUAAGGGUUUGAAAUUUUUUUAAAAAAUGACAAUCUUGACCAUGCUGGAAUACACAAAAAUCUUUAAAGCUCAGCCCAGAAUAAUUAAAAACUAAAAAUACAAAUCUCUUCAGAACUUCAUGGGCUUUAAUAUGAUAUGGCACAUGAUGGACUUACUUAAAAAUUUUAAGUUAAGUUACAAAAUUUAAUUUUAAAAAAGUGAUAUAAAAAUUAAUAUGAUUAAAGAAUUUUUAAAAAAUUAUUUCAUAUUCUAAAGAGUUUCCUGCAAAAUUGCAUCUUGGGAUCUCAAUGGGAUCACAUUAAAAACAAGUACUUUGUGCAUAUAUGUCUGCCUUAUUGGGUUCUAUUGAGGAUUGGGUCGUCUUGGGGGGAAAUAUAACAGAAUAAACAUGACUUCAAACCAUAACCAUAAUCCUGUAUCAGUUACUCCUUCCCGCCCAGGAGUUUGGGGGCAAAUAACAUCAGACAGAGUCCUUUCUACCAAUUGUAUUUCUAUGGUCUGAGUACUGUACUGUAUCUCCAUGAGCAAUACAGCUCAGACUUGUCUCAUGCUAAUUAGCAAGGCAGCUAAUCUUCCACAAUAUCCAACUAGGACAUGAGUCUACUCUGAGCUAUCUCCUUCACCUACCGGUACGUGUGAAGCACGACUAUUCCAAAUACGCGGAAUUAUUAUUUACAGCUCUUUUAAAACGUCGCAAGGUGGGGGACAAGAAGCUUACGUUUUCGCUAAAAUACUCCCUUGUAUGUACAGUAUUCAUUGCGCGGGGUGCUGCGGUGGCUCAGAGAUGCUUCCCGCUCGCUCAACACACUGCAGCCUCCCGGCACGAGGGGGC